GCCAGAGUGGCGUUGCCAUGGUGAGGACACACCGCAGCCAGAUGGGACCCCCAGACCCGAGUCCUGGAACUUCAACAGGCAUCUCUUUGCCCAAAAUCAUCUUGGAUCCUAUGCCUGGGAGGUCCAGCCUUAGCCACAAAAGUAGCUUCUGCCCUGGGACGCAAGAGAAUAGAAAAAUGGAGGAUGUGGAAAGGAACUUCAAAGACAGUUUCAUUUUUGGGAAGAAAAUGGAUUCCCUGAAAAAUCUUCCUCCCAGAAACAAUAUUAGCAUAGAGAACUUGGGGAAGAUGAAGACAGUUCGAAGUGGAAAAGUCUACAGACAGAUUUUUGAUGAUGAGGUCCAACUUGUGCGCUCUUUGGCAAACAGUCGAAAAAAGGCAAUGGAACAUGUCGGAACUUUGAAGAGUGGAAAGAUCCCAUUACUCAGGAACUUUGAGACACCAACAGGUCAACUCUUAUCUCCUCGUCAGAAAAUGUGGGCUGAGGCUCUACCUAAUGACAAAUCUAUAGAAAACCCUGUUUUGUACAGGGAACUCCAAAUAGCUACCAUAGAAAGGAACAGAGAAAGUGAAGAUGUGAUUGCAGCUCGAGAAGUGAGAGGUCUAAGUGACUUUACUGUUCCUGAGAAGAUUAAUAGUGACAUCAUUCAGAGGUUAGAUAAACGAAGAAGACAUGUCCAUGAGGCCAACCUGAAAAAUCUACAGAAAGAAAUAUCAGAGAUUGGAGUGGAAAUGGAAUCUCUUACCAUGGAACCUGGAAAGGAGCUUUUGGAAAAACUGUCAGAGAAUGAUGAAAAUAUUGACCGUCUCUUCAAAGAAAUGGAAAGUGAUAUGGAGUCGGAUAUGAUCCAAAUUGAGCAUUUGUGGGAACUAUGGGAUAAACUGAGUAAGAAAUUUGCAAACAGAAGAAAAUGGAUCAAAGACUUUGAAACAGCAUUGAAAAAACUUGAAGCCUACAGAGCUAAGAAAUUAGGGGAAGUACUGAAGAAAUACACAGAAAUUUUAAAAGAUGUUGCCUAUCUCCUCUCUCCUGAUAUAGACAGGCUGAUUCAUAAAGAAGCUAUGAUCAUAAACCAAGCCCUACUGGGAAAUCAAAGAGCCGUUGCUAAACUGUUGAUUAAUCUGCUGGAGGCCAAUCUAAAGCAGGAAGUCAGUAAUCACCACAGAUGGCAAGAUCUGAUGAAAGUAUGGAAGAACAUGAAGAAGGAAUUAAUGAUUCGGAAUUUCAGGGAAUUCAUGGAUAGUGAGAGUAUCCAUCAUCCUCUGUCUGUAAAGGUAGAAAUGGAUCACCUGAUAAAGGAUCUGGAAAACUUAAACCAGAAGAGAAUUAGAAUUCUCAACUCAAUUAGUGAUAUUUUGCCUCCAGGCUUUACAAAAGAUAACUUGGAUCAAUGGUAUGAUUCUCUUCGGUCUUUGAAUAAAGAGUUAGAUUACUGCAUUUUGGAGGGCAUGAUGAGAAUUCGCUUUCAUAAUGAAGAAAAUUGGCGACAGUGUCUGGACUUUGUGGAGCAGUGCAAGAAUCAACUACUGGACUGGAAAGUUUUCUCAUUAGAAGAGAUAGAAUAUUCUGUGAAUCACUCCUUCCUCCACAUAGUUGGAAAUCUUCAGAAUCAGGUGGAAAAUGAACUGGAAAUGAUGAGUGCUGCCCUCGAGGAGGCAGCUAAACAGGCAGAGGUACAGAUUGAAGAUCUAUUCAAGUAUUUACAGAACACUCUUCACCUUUGGGAAGUCCAUCAGAACCACCUGAUCCAGGAAGAAAUAAAUCUUGAAAAGAAAAUAGAACAGAAUCGCUAUAAACACAAUUAUGAGACAGAGUUAAAGGAAGCCUGCCUAGAUAUUGUUCUGGAUCAAAUGAGACAACAAAACAAUGAGGACGGUUUGAAGCGUUACCUGGACAAAGCUUACUUCCUGCUUUAUAACAUUAAAAAAAAGUAUGAAAAUUUUCACAAUGACCUUGUAAAUGAAGUAAAUGGUUUUCCAUUUUCUAUACUGAAAGUGUUGCAGGACUACAGCAUUUCUAUCAGUCGAUAUUUUUAUGUUAGAGAAAUCUAUGAUCAGAGCAUAGAUGGUGAGGUGAUAAUAAAGUUUAGAGACCCAGAUGAGGUUCUAGAAGAGAGUCCCUCUCAUCUAAAAGAUAUCAUUAAAAAAAUCUUCAAGCUUGACAUGGAAAGCAAGAUAUCUCCUUCUGAGAGUGAAGAGAUAAUAUACAAGAGAAAAAGUAAAAGCAAUGCCAGCUUGCCUCCAGAAGAGGCAAGAGCAAUCGAAGAGCACUCAGCUUCAGAAAUGGAGGAGGAUGCCAAGAGCUUGAAAGAAAGCAUCAUACUCGAAAGUGAGGAGACACAGAUGUCCAAAGUGAGCCUUUUCCAGGAAACUGAAAUGCUGGAGACCCCAGAAGAAAGCUCUGAAGUCUUAGAAGAAUGGACAGGGAACCAGAUGCCGGAAAGCCUGGAAGCCCUCACCUCUCUCGAGGUUCAACCUGGGAUCAUAUCAGAACAGGAGAGUACAAUGGAAAGUACUGGAGUAUUGGAGUCCUUCACAACUUCGAGUGGAAACAAGUAUUUGGUCUUUUCAUUUGGUGAAGAAAGUGAAAGUAAAUUGGUUGAUACUAUAUCAGCAGAAGACAUUCCUCAGGAUACUGUUGCAUGCCUGAAACAUGUGAUUUUACCAUCCCAAUUGUUUUCAGGAUUAAAAAAACGAAUCUGCCUUGAGUUUUUUGAACACCUUGAGAAGUGGUUUGGUCAGACCUUGGCCAAAUCCAGGAUGAUCAUGGCUGCAAAGACUGAUGAGCUGGAUUCAGAACUGAAGCUGCGUCUCCACAUACAUAAACCAAGAGCCAAACAAAUAAAGACAGAAAUCCACAAUGUCAGAGCAGCGGAGAUAUUGUUUCACCAAGAACGGCUGGACCGUCACUGUACCAGCAUCUUAGAAAUGCUGAGGAGAGAGAGAAUCAUGUUCUACAAAUUCCAUGAAGAACAAAACACCAAGAACAAAAACUUCCGGAAUUGGAUGCUUAGCAUAGAGCAAGCCUUCCUCAACACCACCACCAGUCGGAAUCUGACUCUGUUCAGCUCCAAUUUGAACAGAGAGCUGCUUUCUUAUGUAGACGUUAUACAGCUAUCCCUUCGUGGUUUCCGACAUUAUCUAGAAGAGAACAUGGAGAAACUCCGACUUGCGAAUAUGGAUUUUCUUAAAAAAUGCAGAUUGUUUUCAGAGGGAGGGAAUUUCUCUCCUGAUGAAUUGAGCAUAUUUUGUAGUCGACUGGAAAAGGAAUCCUUACGAAUUGAAUUUAUUGAGAGUUUUAUCAUGAUGAAGAUGGAGAAAAUGGAGAAUGAAUAUGUAGAGCAGGCAAAUGAGAUAAUCAACAAAUUUGAAAGUAAAUUCCAUAACCUAUCAGUGGAUCUCAUUUUUAUAGAGAAAAUCCAGCGAUUUUUGACAAAUCUGCAAGUGAAUAUCAAGGCAGAGGUGUUCAAAUCUAAUUUUCAAACUGAGACAUUAAAUAAUGCUCUAAAAGAACUUAACCACAAGAUAAGUAUUUGCGGUCAAGACGUUAUGGACCAAGAAACUGUGUGUGCAGAAGACCUAUACAGUUUUUCCAAACAUAUAGUGGAAAAACUAACUCAAAGGAUUCACUAUCUUAACUGCCAUUUGGAUCACCAGGGAGCUGGUGCAAACACAGACAAUAUUCUCUUUAUAGCCGACAUGACUGAAGAGGAAAACAAGGCAGAAUUAAUUAAAGAAACACUUCUUCAACCCAGUCGGAUGGGAAAAACAAUGCUUGAUGAUGUGGCUGUGGAAAUAAUCAAAAACGUCCUUCAACUUCCAGAACAAAAGCGUGAUCGAGAACAUGGUGGCAAAAUCAAAGGGAAACGUCCAAGACGACGGACAGACAGCAUCAUCCCAAAUAAAGACAUAAAGAAGAUCUUAUCAGUGAGCAGUAACAUAUCACAGGGAAGUGUUCUACGAUACUCCCGACCAAAUCGACAAGACAAGAAGUAUCAGGUGUUUGGGGAGAAGCCUGAACGUAUUGAAUUUCAUUUUAAAAAUAUCAUCCACUCACUUCUCUGGGAAGCCAACGACAUUUUGCUUUUAAUAACAGAGGAAUUUUACCGUAAAGACAAACAUACAGUCACCAGACCUGAUUAUAUGCAGGAUACUUUUGACCAAUGUGUUGAAGUGUUUGGGAAGAAGCUCUUAGAGUAUGGGAACCAGUCAGAUGAAUACUAUAAUUCCUGUCUCAUAGAGUUACGGGAGCAGUUAAAGGAAUUUGAGGAACAGUUGCCUCAUGUGGCUAAUCUCGUCAUGGAAAACUUUCUCCACAAACACUGGGAGACUCUUCAGUCCAGCAAAGCUGAGAUCGAGGGACAAUUCAAAGAAGAACUGGAAGAGUGGUUAAAGAUAAGGGAUAAAAAUAACCUAGAGUUACAUUCAGACCUUGGACAUCCAAAUAACUACAACAUUAUGGAGUCUUUGUGCGAAGAUGAAAUAAAGAGGCAGACGGAUCAGAAUACUGGAAUUUUGUCUACUGCAGAUAAACUAGAGGAAUGUGUCAAGAAAUGUGCCCGGAAAUUUAUAAACUCCUUGACUGUCUUGACUGAGAAAUUACUUCAACAAAUGGAUGAAAUCCCCACAGUUGAUGAUGUCCAAGCAGCAAAAAUGGAGCCAGUCAGGCAAAAAGUGUCAGCCUUAAUGCGAAGGAAAAUUGCUGGGCUUCCCUCAGAAGAAGAAAAAGAAAAGCCACAAAGUGAACGCGGAAGCAAGAAGUGGCCAGGAAUGCUCCCUACAACAUUCAGUAUUCACCACAAAAUUUACAUGAGAGCAGCACCUCCAAUCAUAACCAACAAAAAUAGUCUGGGUCACCAAGCAGUAGUGGAAGCAAGAGAUGUUAUAUAUGCGAAAUAUCUGGAGGAUUUACAGUUGGAACUGAACAAGAUAAAGGAAGAAAAGGAUAUUCAGCUAACUAAAGCUGAGAACUGGAAGGGCUGGUGGACUCGUUCAGUAAAAACCAUUAAGGAUAUGUAUUUUUAAUCCCUUUUUACCCUUUUCUUAUGUAUGCACUUAGGUUUAAAAACACUGAUGCUUUUUUUUUCUACAAAUAAAAAUUUGGUUGUACUAGU
This is a messenger RNA of Antechinus flavipes (yellow-footed antechinus), 5113 nucleotides long. RefSeq names its product coiled-coil domain containing 180 (gene CCDC180). NCBI's taxonomy places the organism in Eukaryota, Metazoa, Chordata, Mammalia, Dasyuromorphia, Dasyuridae. Bases 18 to 5024 code for a protein of 1668 amino acids. The transcript has 38 exons. The record is from RefSeq and is a predicted model, not a curated record.